GUAUUUUCAUUUGUGUUAGUUAAAAAAUAUAUGUUAAUGAACUGAAAUGUGUGUCGUUGUUGCUGUAUAUUUUCGUGUUUAUUUCUUCAAUAAACGAAAAAAUUAGUGAUAGAUUUAUUUAAUCAGAUACUAUCUUAAUAAGUUAGUUAACCGCGGUCAUUAUAUUUUAAGUAAUUAGUAGUUCGCGUGAUUAAACCAGCUAUCAACGAAAUGUAAAAAGUAAAAGAGAUUCGUCACGAUGCCUACUUAAAUUGAAGUAGUAAAUCAUGGACCCGGAUCUGUGGAUACUUUGAAAAUGCCAUCUUCGAUUGAACGAUGUAACAGGUAGCAGCAGAUACUUGAAUCAAAAUCGAAUCGCAAAAAUGGGCAUGUGUUGCAGUCAACAUAAUCAAGAAGCGAGCCGCCAAUUGGUGUACCAUCACACGUACAAGAAUCGAGAAUGCGGCUCGCUGGAAAUGCCACCAGCCAGUAUGAUUACCAAUGGAUUCGUCGGCGCUGAUCCUCGCUACAUUCCCGAUUUCAAUCGUAUGACUGGCACCAAUGUCAGGAGACAUGGGGCUGAUAUUAUUCGAACACCUACGACCUCUUUUGGAAAUAACAUGACCAAGAGUAGAAUCGUCGUAGCUGUGUAUAAUUAUCAAUCGAGAGAAGCUUCCGAUGUAUCAUUUGUGAAAGGCGAUCGUAUGGAGAUCAUAGAUGAUAGCGAAAACGAUUGGUGGCGCGUUAGGCAUCUGAAAACAGGAGAAGAAGGCCUCAUCCCCUGGAAUUUCGUAGCCGAAGAGACUUCAGUUGAAAGCGAAGACUGGUUCUUCGGUAAAAUCUCGCGUAAAGAGGCCGAAAAACUACUCAUGAGCGGAGACAACUCCAGAGGAACGUUUCUAAUCCGUGAUUCCGAGCAUAACCCGCAUGGAUAUUCGCUGAGCGUGAAAGAUUGGGAAGAAUCGCGAGGAUAUCACGUUAAACAUUAUAAAAUUAAGCCACUCGAUAAAGGAGGCUACUAUAUUGCUACUAGUCAUACGUUUCCAACGCUUCAGUCUUUGGUUACCGCCUAUUCCAAAAACGCUUUAGGUUUAUGUCACGUAUUGGCCAAGCCAUGCUCUAAACCAAAACCACAAAUCUGGGACCUCAGUCCGCAGUUAAGGGAUCAGUGGGAGAUCGAUAGAGGCGAAAUACAACUGCUCAGAAAAUUAGGACAGGGAAAUUUCGGUGAAGUGUGGUACGGCAAAUGGCGCAAUAAUAUCGAAGUUGCUGUUAAAAUGCUUCGACAAGGUACCAUGUCCACUCAGGCAUUCCUGCAAGAAGCAGCCAUCAUGAAGAAAUUCAGGCACGAUAGAUUAGUAGCGUUGUACGCGGUGUGUUCUAAAGAAGAGCCUGUUUAUAUUGUGCAAGAGUAUAUGAAUAAAGGCAGCUUAUUAGAAUUUCUACGUAAUGACGAAGGCAAAACGUUACAAUUCGGUGAUCUUAUCUAUAUCGCUGCUCAAGUUGCCAGUGGAAUGGCGUAUUUAGAAUUGAAGCAGCUCAUUCAUAGAGAUUUAGCUGCCAGGAAUGUGCUGAUUGGUGAUAAUAACGUGGCAAAGAUAUGCGAUUUUGGCUUAGCCAGAGUUAUAGAAGAUGACGAGUAUUGCCAUCGUGGUAUUUAUAAUAAACAAGGUUCCAGAUUCCCAGUGAAAUGGACCGCUCCGGAGGCCAUCAUUUACGGACAUUUCUCGAUCAAAUCGGAUGUCUGGUCUUAUGGUAUAUUCUUAAUGGAGCUGUUCACCUAUGGUCAAGUUCCUUAUCCUGGAAUGCAUGGACGAGAAGUAGUGGAAAACAUCGAACGAGGCUACCGAAUGCCCAAACCUACCUCGCAAUACUUACCCGACUCCAUAUAUCGCCUAAUGCUCGAAUGCUGGAAUAAAGAUCCGGAUAAAAGACCAACGUUCGAGUUCUUAAAUCAUUACUUAGAAGAUUUCACGAUCACUUCUGAGCUACCAUAUCGCGAAAUCAACGAUUAAACGAUGCAUUUCCUUUUUUCCCCAUUUUUUUUUUUUUUUUUUUUAAAUACAACAAACGAACAACAUAGGCUGUAGAUUUUGGCACUAGAUUCUCAUUUUUUUUUUGUCUACUUUAUCGAUUAAUUCACCAGAAGACUAUAUAUUUUUUUGUAUUCUUUAUCUUUCCUUUUCCCCUUCUCUUUCUCUCUCUCUCUCUAAUAACUUCCUUUUGUACAUUCCAAAAUAAUCUUAUAACUAUUAUUUAAACACGUUAACAAUCAUUUAUGUGUAUUUAGAAAAGGUUUUUUUUUAUUUAACUUGUGUAUAUGUAUGAGUUUGUGUGUGUGUGUCUCUCUAUGUACCAUCUAUAUGUAUAUAAUUUACAUUGUAUUAUGCGUAGCAUACUGUCAUAAGUGCACUUAUUAGGUUAUAGAAGAGUCUAUAUAUGUAUGUAUUUCUAUCGCAUGGUUUUUCUAGCUAACAGGGUCGAUCGUCGUCGAUGUAUUCGGUUAUUUUACAUCAUUUCGGUUAACGCUUUCGAACUUGAGAGCUACUUUAUUGAUAAAUAAGAAAAGAGAUACGAAAAGGAAUUUGAGUUUACGAGCCGAAGUGUUCCCGAAACAAAGAAGGAUUUUGCUUUUUGAACAAUUAUUAUUCGUAAUAAUAGAACGGAUAAUAAUUUUAAUUUAUUUUGUUACGAUUCGUGUACAUAUUGUUACGACGAUGUGGAACUAGGGCGAAGAUGUUUAAAGUAGCUGCAAGUAUACGAAUUGAUCUCUCUACGUAGAUUUAGAAGUACUCUGUUUCUGUUUUUUCUCUUUCUCUGUGGAUUUUUCUGUUUUUAUUUUUAUUAUUUCUUAACUAGUCUUUCUUGUAGUUUUGUAUACGGUUUUUUUUUUCUUCUCUCUCAUAAGAUUAGUAGGACGAAAGAUUGUGUUUUUUGAAAAAUGAAUCAAGUAAUUCGCGAUCAAAAUAGAUACUUUUUUGAAAUCCAUUCCAGAAUUAAUAAUAAUAAUAAUACGAUGACGUCAACGUGUAAUGGUCAAUUAAUUUUUAUAACUAGUCCGUUUCCAAAAUGAUGAUUUAUGUGAUUGAUUUAAGUAAGUCAUGCAAUACGUUGUGUACUUUUAUACGUCUUUUUUUUGUGUAUUUUUUUUCCUAUUUUUUACUAUUCAUCUGUUAUAACAUUAUGAAAUUAUUAUAAUAAACUUUCAUACGAUAAAAUUGUGGAAAAAAAAGAUUUAUUUUACAAGCUCUAAAUUUAGGAUAAAAAUUCGAUACAAAAGCUUAUUCUUCUUCCAUAUAGACGAUUGCUCAUGUAGGUAAUAAUCCAAAAUGACUCGAAAAAAGUACGUACGACGAUAAUACUUUGCACCUGGUUGUGGAAAGUGUGGAAUAUACAACUCGGCAGAGCUAACGUGAGUAAGGUCAGGUGUGAUGGACACCGGUGUAGAUUAUUAUCCACAUUACC
Planococcus citri (citrus mealybug) is the source of this 3444-nucleotide messenger RNA. RefSeq names its product Tyrosine-protein kinase Src64B (gene Src64B). Bases 363 to 1994 code for a protein of 543 amino acids. The record is from RefSeq and is a predicted model, not a curated record. Gene Ontology annotation, cellular component: extrinsic component of cytoplasmic side of plasma membrane. Gene Ontology annotation, molecular function: ATP binding; signaling receptor binding; non-membrane spanning protein tyrosine kinase activity. The transcript is spliced from 11 exons. Lineage: Eukaryota; Metazoa; Arthropoda; Insecta; Hemiptera; Pseudococcidae. Gene Ontology annotation, biological process: innate immune response; cell surface receptor protein tyrosine kinase signaling pathway; protein phosphorylation.